Molecule: messenger RNA, 626 nt
Organism: Lingula anatina
Lineage: Eukaryota; Metazoa; Brachiopoda; Lingulata; Lingulida; Lingulidae
Product: macrophage mannose receptor 1
Source: RefSeq, a predicted model, not a curated record
CAGUGGUGAUGGUUGUGACAAUACUUGUCAUUGUGAUAGUGGUCAUCAAAAGAAGAAAACAUGCCCAGUCCGAGUCCAAGGAGAGGGGGGCUUUCAACAACCCUAGUUACACAGAAAACAUCAGGGCAGUGAGCGUGCGUGACGCUAUAUACUCAGAACCAAACGACGACUACAUGCCUCGUGAGGGCGGUGAUCAUCCACAUCAGACCACUUGUUCUGAGAUGAAUGCGGAACACUAUUACCAAAAACUGCAGUAUUCCAAUCAGAGCCAAGAAGAAAAUAUCUACGCGCAGAUUGUCGCCGAUGAAGAUAUCGCCGAGUCUUACAUUGAUUUCAGUGCUUAAAUUGACAUGCCAGUCGGACAUCCGCAAAACUGUGAAAACAGCGUUUUUAAUUAAAUUAAUAGGAAAAGUUGAUGUUGUGACAAGCUACAAGGAAAACAAACGACAAAACAUUUACAUAAUGUAUUCCAUGUUUCAUUGUAUUUUAUCAUGAUAUAUACACAGCUUUUCCCGGCGGUGUUUUAGAGUGUACUUCCACGCUAUUUACUAUUGGUAUGUUAGUGCUAAAACUGAAGACAAAAACAGACUCGACUGGGUUAUGAAAACUUUCCUACCAGUGGCGGA